Messenger RNA from Phascolarctos cinereus (koala), 2851 nucleotides. The record is from RefSeq and is a predicted model, not a curated record. Lineage: Eukaryota; Metazoa; Chordata; Mammalia; Diprotodontia; Phascolarctidae.
CCCACAGUGUCCUCUGCUUCCUCUUCCCCUUCCCAGCCAGUCCGGUCUUUGCAUGCUCAGCCCUGGACACCUCCUCCUGGAAGCCCCCUGGGCGGGCUGUUGGAGCAAUCGCUGACUGAGUGCUUUAUAGGAAGCCAGGGCUGGGCGAGGUGGCCGGGGCUGAGCCAGGACCCCGCCCCCAGCCUGGGCCUCAGACCCACCCCGCUUCUGCUGUCCUUUCCUGCAGCUUCCGCCUGUGCUCUGGCCUCGUGCCUUCAACACUGUGUCUCAGCUGCAGUCUCACCUGAGAACUUCCCUUGGUUCCUGGGACUUCCUCAUCUUGGAUCAUUCUUCUGCCAUGUUUGCUCACUCCUCCCACUGUCAACCACAAUGUCAACAGCCAAUAGAGAGAAGAGACUGAGACGGUCAUCUGGAACUGGGGAAUCAGUGACAUUUAAGGAUGUGGCCGUGGACUUCACCGCAGAGGAGUGGGGAUGCCUGGGCCCUUCUGAGAAGAAGCUCUACAGGGAUGUGAUGCUGGAGAACUAUGGGCAUCUAGUCCAUCUGGGACUUGCUGUUUCCAAGCCAGAUGUGAUCUGCCACUUGGAGAGAGGGGACCCUCCUUGGAAGCCAGUGAUUAAAGUCCCAAGGACCAGCUUUCCAGAUGGUGAGACUAGGUCGGAAACCAUGAGGUCAUCUCUAAAGGGGAACAUUUCUCUUGAGACAUUUUCUCAGAAAAAUCUCAAAAAGGCUAGUGUAUUGACCUCCAGCAGGAGAGAAGCCUGGAAAUGUGGUGCCAGUUUGGGCAGGCAUCGAAGCUCUAAGGAGGAACAUUCUUGCGAUCCUUAUAUUUUCACCAUGGCUGGAGGCAAACGUGUUCUCGAGGGGAAAAGUGAACCAUCUCGUAAGCGCAAGUCAAUAGACUUGGAGAUGAAAAUGAACAUAAUUAGAAAAUAUGAAGGAGGACAAAAAUUGUCAUCGAUAGCACGUGAACUUGGCCUUGCCGUGUCGACUGUGAACACCAUAGUGAAGGAUGCUGCCCGGAUAAAGGAGCACGCGGAAGACAGUGCUUGCAUGAAGUUGACUUACCUGUCAAAACACAGAGAAGGCGCUAUCCUAGAGAUGGAAAAACUAUUAACCAUGUGGAUCGAAGCCCAGAAUCAGAGGAAUAUUCCUUUAAGCUUACUGGCAAUUCAAGACAAGGCCAGAAGCCUCUUUGAAGAUUUAAAGGUAAAAUACCCUGAAGGAACACAGGUAUUUACAGCAAGUAGUGGUUGGUUUGCACGGUUUAAAAAUCGUGCAGGAUUUCAUAAUAUGCAUGUGUCUGGAGAGGCUGCUAGUGCAGCUAUUGAAGCAGCAAAGAAGUUUCCAGAGUUCCUGCAAAAAAUAAUAGACGAAGGUCCCUACUUGCCAGAGCAAAUCUUUAAUGUAGACAAAACCGGCCUUUUUUAUCAAAAAAUGCCAUCUCGAACUUAUAUCUCAGUGGGGGGGAAAAACGAUGCUGGGGCACAAGGCUUCAAAAAAUAGAGUUACUCUUCUACUUGGAGGGAACGCAUCUGGGACUUGCAAAUUAAAACCUGUUGUUGUACACCACUCAGAAAAUCCUAGAGCAUUAAAAGGCAUCAGCAAGGCAACUCUACCUGUGUAUUAUUUUGCUAACCCUAAGACAUGGAUAACUCUUGAUAUCCUUGAACAAUGGUUUAUGCACUGCUUCAUUCCUGAAGUGGAGAAGUUUUGUAAUGACAAUGGCAUUCCUUUCAAAAUUCUACUGAUUUUGGAUAAUGCCCCAGGUCACCCUCUCCAUCUGGAUGAUUUUAAUGAAAAUGUAAAAGUGGUCUACCUUCCCCCUAAUACUACCUCAUUAUUACAACCUAUGGAUCAGGGAGUGAUUGCGGAUUUCAAGGCCUAUUAUUUACGUAUUACAUUUGCCAAGGCAAUUGCAGCUUUGGAUGCAGAUAAAGACUUGACAUUGAGAGAUUUCUGGAAGUCCUAUAACAUUUACCAUGCAAUCCAGAAUAUUGCUAAGGCUUGGGGAGAUGUCACACAAGCAUGUAUGAAGAGAGUUUGGAAAAAAGUGUGCCCGCAGCUUGUUCCUGAUUUUAGUGGAUUAGACAAAGAUGAAACGUUAAAACAAGUGAGUAACAAGAUUGUAAAAUUAAAACAGGAAUUGGAGCUAAAAGUGGAUGAGAAUGAUGUGGAGGAGUUGAUUGAUGGAGAAGAACUAUUGAAUGAGGAUCUGAUCGAGCUGCUGGCUGCAAAGAUUGAAGAAGAAGAAAGGGAAGCUUCGGAACCUGAGGUCGAACCAAAAAGGUUCACAGUGAAACGGUUGGCAGAAGCAUUUCACCAUUUGGGUGCAUUUUUUUCUUCUAUUGAAAAAAUGGAUCCAAAUACUUCAAGAUUUUUUAAAGUUCAAAGGCUAGUUGAGGAUAAUGUUGCUUGCUAUCGUCAGAUAUAUGAGGAAAAAAAGAGAGCCACUGUCUAAACAUCUCUUGAUAGCAUCAUAAAUGAAAAAGUUGUGUAGCCAACCAUGAGUGAUAAAGGCUAGGUGCAGUGGGUGGGGAAAGGGGCAGCUUACUGCACACCUAUGUUAACUUUACUGCACAGUAUUGUGCGUACUUUAUUGUUAACUUUGCCUUUCAUUUCAUAAUUCUGCUUAUUAUGGUACAGUAUUGAAUAUGUCUCUAUUUUAGUACAUUUUAAGACUUGCGUAAAGGUAUUAUUUUGUAUAUGCCUUUGUUACAUAGGCUAAGUGAAGAGGUUGGGUAGAGGCAAAUUAUGUAAAAAUCACUUUAUGUAGAGGUCUGCAUAACAGUUCACUUAUGUAAAGGGAGAACUGUCUGUAUAAUGAAUAAAGAAAAGCCUUCAAGUCCAA